This is a messenger RNA of Penicillium pulvis, 1020 nucleotides long. Its product is annotated as 4-hydroxybenzoate octaprenyltransferase. The transcript has a single exon. Gene Ontology annotation, cellular component: mitochondrial inner membrane. The record is from RefSeq and is a predicted model, not a curated record. Lineage: Eukaryota; Fungi; Ascomycota; Eurotiomycetes; Eurotiales; Aspergillaceae. Bases 1 to 1020 code for a protein of 339 amino acids. Gene Ontology annotation, molecular function: 4-hydroxybenzoate polyprenyltransferase activity. Gene Ontology annotation, biological process: ubiquinone biosynthetic process.
AUGGGUGUUGCUCCGGUCAACGAGACUCCUUCCGAGUCACUGAAUCACGGAUAUGGAGGAAAUGACAAACCUGCCUCUCUCAGUAUCAUCCCAGACUCCUGGCACGCCUACAUCCAGCUAGCCCGCCUCUUCCCACCAGCUGGCCUAUUCCUCAUCUAUUUCCCCCACCUUUUCGGCGUUUUGCACGCCGCAGUCCGUACCCAAGCGGCCCCGUUGGAUGUUCUGAAUGCCAGCAUUCUGAUGUUCGCCGGCAGCUUUUUCUUCUCCAACGCCGGACACAUAUGGAAUGAUCUUAUCGAUGCCGAUCUUGAUGCCAAAGUUGAGCGAAGCAGUCGCCGCCCGAUUCCGCGCGGUGCUAUCUCCAAAAGGGCUGCUUUCAUUUUCGCUCUUACGCAGGGUGCCAUGGCCGCCUGGUUCCUGACAGGUAUCCCUGCUGGCUUCACCACGGGCUACCUGUAUGCCCUGCCUAACAUCCUGGUCACCCUGUACUAUCCAUUUGCGAAGCGACACACGCACAUGCCGCAGCUGGUGCUGGGCGUGUGUUUGGCUUGGGGUGUUGUGAUGGGUGAACUAGCGAUGGACGUGCGUCUGUUUACCUAUGAUAAUAAACUGGAGGUGGAAUGGACGACAGUGUAUCUGUUUAUGGCGUCGGUGUUGUGGACUAUCAUCUACGACACGCUGUAUGCGCACCAGGAUCUGAAGGCGGAUCUGCAGGUUGGUAUUAAGAGUCUAGCGGUGCUGUUCCAGGGCCAGACGAAGACUCUGCUGUGGCCGCUACUCGUCGCUAUGGCGGGAGUGCUGGUUAUGUGUGGAAAGACUAGCGGGUUCGGGGCUGUAUACUACGUUGUUGCGGUCGGAGGCGGCAUCGGGUCUCUCUGCGUGAUCAUCUUGAUGGUUGAUCUGAGCAGCACACAGAGUUGUUGGUGGUGGUUUAGCAAGGGAUUUUGGUCGGUGGGUGUGGCCAUUACUGCUGGCUUGCUGGGUGAGUACUAUAUGCUGUUGCAGCCUGCUUUGUAUUAG